Cetraspora pellucida is the source of this 654-nucleotide messenger RNA. The record is from the annotation of a GenBank genome assembly. Lineage: Eukaryota; Fungi; Glomeromycota; Glomeromycetes; Diversisporales; Gigasporaceae.
AUGGAACAAAGUGAAGAAAAAAAAAAAAAACAAUUUGAAGAAUGGAAACAUAGCAUUGCUUUUAUAACAAGCAUUGUUACUAUUUUUUCUACAAUUGAAUUAUUAAUUAAGCAAUAUUUAAAGCCAAAUGUUUUAUGUUUUUUAGUAGAGCAGAUGAAAGAAAGUUUAUAUUAUACUUCUACCCAAUCUUUAAUUAAAGAAGUUAAAUCACUUGCUAAUAAUGAAACUACUUUAAAUGAAGAUCUUAAAGAUAAACUUGAUAAUGUCACUUCAUGUACUAAAUAUUUUUUAAAAAAUUUGAACCAAAGUGCAAUUAAUAAGUUACAACUAAUUGCAACUGAUGAAGUAAAAGAAUCUGUAAAUAAAGAGUUCAUUAAUAAAAGGAUUUUAUAUAAAAAGAAUUAUUUAGAACAGGUUUGUGUUAAAGAAAAUGAGUUGGUCACAAUGCAAGAGAUAUUAGCACAAACUUUAGCUAAAGAUAACAUAGUAGAAUUCACAAAUUCUUAUAAGAUGGUUGGCAAGAAAAGACCCAAAAGAACAAAUCAAAGUAAAAAUAUGCCACAAGAAACAAGCAGCAAGAAGAAACAUGAAUAUACUUGCAAAUUUUGCAAAGAACCUGGUCAUAAUAUUGCAACUUGCCUAUAUAGAAUAUAA